Plasmopara halstedii is the source of this 1581-nucleotide messenger RNA. RefSeq names its product Proliferation-associated nucleolar protein (NOL1). Gene Ontology annotation, cellular component: nucleolus. Gene Ontology annotation, molecular function: methyltransferase activity. Gene Ontology annotation, biological process: rRNA base methylation. The transcript has a single exon. The record is from RefSeq and is a predicted model, not a curated record. NCBI's taxonomy places the organism in Eukaryota, Oomycota, Peronosporomycetes, Peronosporales, Peronosporaceae. The coding region runs from base 1 to 1581 and encodes 526 amino acids.
AUGAGCGAGCUUUAUAAGGAGGCGGCGUCGCUGCUAUACAAACUAGAGCUGCGUCAAGGUGGACUCAAGAGCCUAGCUUACGACGAGUCUACACUACAUAAGCGUAGCUCAUUUGCGCUGGUAUGUGAAACGCUGCGAUACAAACCGCUGCUAUGUGAACUGCUGGCAGUCGUGCCGGAGUGCCACAAGGCGCUCAAAAUGCGCAAAAUUUCAAAGGAGACCUCUUCGCUCAUUUUUGUAGCCCUGUACGACCUCUUAUUUGGUCGGAAAAUCAUUCAGGGUGGUGGCUUCGUUAAGAAAGCGCUUCUACAGCACCAGACAAGUUUACGCGCGGCGCUAGCAAGACUGAAGAUUAAGCACAAGGUGACGUCUAACGAGGCACUUUUGCCUCCCGAAAAUCGCCAGCACCACUUAGCCUUGCCUCGUUACGUGCGCGUUAAUACUUUGCUGGCCUCAAGUGAAGAGGUUGAUGUAUUUAAGCGCGAGUACGACGUCAAACCAGACCGAAACGUGCGCGAUCUGCUGGUGCUACCAUCUGGCACGGAGCUACACGAGCAUGCUAUGGUCAAGAGCGGUAAACUCGUGUUGCAGGAUAAGGCCAGCUGCUUCCCCGCUUUUGUGCUGCAUGGAGAGCAUGUAGAUAGCGAAGGCAAGCAGGGCGAUGUGAUAGACGCUUGCGCCGCGCCUGGCAAUAAGACGAGUCAUCUUGCUAUGCUGUUGCAGCAACAAGACGAAGACGGAAUUAAUGACACUAAACUUCAGCGGAGAGUUUUUGCGUUCGACCGAUCCCCUAAACGACUUGCACUUCUGAAGCGUCGUAUGGAGCUGGCAGGUGCUAGUGCUCGGGUUCAAGCUGAGCUUCAGAGCUUUCUGGAGGUGUCGGUAGACCACGAGAUGUACCGCAACGUGCGCAGCAUUUUGUUAGAUCCGUCUUGUUCUGGCUCAGGCAUGACAAACCGUCUGGAUCACUUGCUAGACAUUGCUAGCUCACGUAAUACAGCGCUGGAAGAAAACGUAGAUACCGUAUUCGAGAAAAAGACAGCUAAACGUCUUGAAACUCUUGCAGAUUUUCAACUAAAGGCAUUGCGCAAGGCGUUUUCGUUUCCGCAGGUAGAACGUGUCGUGUAUUCGACCUGUUCGGUUUUUCAGAAAGAGAAUGAGGAAGUCGUUGCUGCAGCAUUGAAGUCAGAGGAGAACAUUUGUGCAGUACGUCCAUUUGUAUUAAAGCCUGCCCUUACUUCAUGGCCUCGUCGAGGUCUUGAAGUUGCAGGUUUGUCGGCUGAGGAGGCCAAGGCUCUUGUGCGUGCAAAUGGACUUGAAGACUUUACAAAUGGUUUCUUUGUCGCAUACUUUGAACGGAGGGAUCGAGUCAAUGGUGAUGACGAAGCGAGAGAAAGAAUUAUGAAGAACAGAAGAUCAGAAUUUCCAUCAAGUGAGACUUUUUUAUCACAAAAUCUAAGUUUGGCAAAACGUGAAAUAUUCCAAGCGGAUAAAAAACGCAAGCUUUUGUCUGUUACCCAAAGGGAGAACCGCAAGCGUCGGAAACACAAGAAGCGCAAAAACAAAAAAUGUCAAUCUUGA